AUGCUAAGAAACAAAUUACUAGAUUACACAAAUAUAGUUCGCAUUCCACUAACGACUGGCAAGGGAUUUUGUAGAUAUUACUCAAAAACAAAUAUCAAUAAUACAAGUAAGUAUAAAAGGUGGUUCGAAUUGACGAAAACUGAGAAACAAAGUUUUAUAAGAGCAUUUGUUGAUAACUAUAAAAAGCAAUAUCCAAAAUCAAGAACAAAUUUAUCAUUGAGAGAACUAUCAAACGAUAUGACUAAAUUUGAUGACUCUCCUUCUGUGUUCGGUAUAUUUUAUAAUGACAUUUGGAAAGAGGUAACGAAUACUAGCAAAUCUGAUGGAUCCAACAAGCAUGCACAGGGUGAUAGCAGAUUUGCACAUCCUACUUUUAAAACCUUGUUGAUAGAUGUCGAAAGCAAACAGCAUUGA
This is a messenger RNA of Kazachstania africana CBS 2517, 414 nucleotides long. It is a transcript of the gene MLO1, whose product is annotated as Mlo1p. The transcript has a single exon. The record is from RefSeq and is a predicted model, not a curated record. The coding region runs from base 1 to 414 and encodes 137 amino acids. NCBI's taxonomy places the organism in Eukaryota, Fungi, Ascomycota, Saccharomycetes, Saccharomycetales, Saccharomycetaceae.